This is a messenger RNA of Misgurnus anguillicaudatus (oriental weatherfish), 1927 nucleotides long. RefSeq names its product transmembrane protein 30Aa (gene cdc50aa). Gene Ontology annotation, biological process: phospholipid translocation. Lineage: Eukaryota; Metazoa; Chordata; Actinopteri; Cypriniformes; Cobitidae. The record is from RefSeq and is a predicted model, not a curated record. Gene Ontology annotation, cellular component: plasma membrane; Golgi apparatus; endoplasmic reticulum.
UUUCAUUCUAUUGGCUGUUGCGCUUCCUUGUUUACCCGUCCUGUCCACGAGCGGUUGUGUUACAGAAAUAUUCGCUAUUACUGGUAAUGAUCCGCGCGUGAAGCUUUGAACAAAACCGCCAAUGAUAUCAGCGAGAUAAACACACACAACACAUUUACAAUUAUAGAGCAACGUCUCACCUUUAGAGGAUUAAAGGGCGAUGAUGGCGUCCAGCUACAACGCGAAGGACGAGGAUGGUCAUCUUCCGGGAUCGGUGGGCUCCGGUGGCCCGGGCGCCGUUAAGAGCAAGAAACCCGACAACACGGCUUUCAAACAGCAGCGGUUACCCGCCUGGCAGCCCAUCUUGACCGCGGGCACCGUCCUGCCCGCAUUCUUCAUGAUCGGACUCGUUUUCAUCCCCAUCGGCAUCGGACUAUUCGUCACUUCCAAGAACAUCAAAGAGUUUGAGAUUGACUACACUGGUGUUGAUCAGUCAAGUCCGUGUUACAACUGCGCGCAGAACUUCAGCUGGAACAGCACGAGCGUCUGUACCUGCUCUGUGCCCUUCACACUAGAUCAGCCAUUUGAAAGCAAUGUUUUCAUGUACUAUGGGCUGUCCAACUUCUAUCAGAACCACAGACGCUAUGUCAAGUCAAGGGAUGACAGCCAGUUGAAUGGGGACAAAAGCUCUUUACUGAACCCAAGUAAAGAGUGCGAGCCGUAUCGAACGAGUGACAAGAAACCCAUCGCCCCAUGUGGUGCUAUUGCCAACAGUCUAUUUAAUGAUACUUUGGAGCUGUUUUAUAUCCCUCCUAAUGGAAGCAGAAUAGCUGUUAAUCUGGUGAAGACAGGCAUUGCUUGGUGGACUGACAAACAUGUAAAGUUUAGAAAUCCAGGAGGAAACAACAAUAACCUUUCUGCAGCCUUCCAAGAAACAAGCAAACCAGUGAACUGGCAUAAGCCGGUUUAUGAACUGGACCCCGCAGAUCCUGACAACAAUGGUUUUAUCAAUGAGGAUUUCAUUGUGUGGAUGAGAACAGCUGCUCUUCCAACCUUUAGAAAACUCUACCGUAUCAUUCAAAAGAAGAAAGACAGCAUGACUCCAACAUUAAAGCCAGGAAACUACAUUCUGGAAGUGACCUACAAUUACCCAGUACGCAGCUUUGAUGGCCGUAAGCGUAUGAUCCUCAGCACCAUCUCCUGGAUGGGUGGAAAGAACCCUUUUCUGGGCAUCGCCUACAUCACGGUGGGCUCUGUGUGUUUCUUCCUGGGAGUGGUUUUGCUCAUCAUCCACCAUAAAUACGGCAACCGCAACAACAGUGCCGACAUUUCCAAUUAACACACGUCAGUAAAGUCAUGAGAUAUGCAUGCACGAGUCACACGGUUGCAGUUUGACUCAUCUGUCAUAUCUCAUGGAUGAAGAUGCUCCUAUGUAAACGCAUAGGUGGCUGGAGGGACUAUUCGCAAUUGUAUUGUUCAUACACUGGUAUUUUAAUUGAUCUGUUUAAAGCAUUUCAUUCAUCAUCACCAAAGGUUUAUUAUGAACCCAUCAGUAGCUCUUACUGUAUAAAGUAUUAUGUGAGGGGGACAGUGUUAAUGUAUUAUGAAACAACUUGAAGAUUAUACAGUAUCAUACAGUAGACAUUUUUUUUACAAUGACCCUCACAAAAACAUGCACAGGAGAUUUAAUUAAAAUAUAUUUACAUUAAGCAGACACUUUUUUUUUCCAAAGCUGACUUACAAAAGCAAGGGAAACAGCAAAGAGAGAUAUUUAGCAUAAAGAAGACAAAGCUAAUGUUAGCAUAUUUUUUUAUGUAACGCAUAUUUUUCUCAAGCUUCUCAUUCCUGUACUGCAACCAGUUUUAGUUUUUACUUUGGUUGAAUGUAUUUCCUAAUACACUUAUAGAUUUUCAUUACUGUAACAUGAUGUAUAAAUACUUAAUUUUUU